Thlaspi arvense is the source of this 216-nucleotide messenger RNA. The record is from the annotation of a GenBank genome assembly. Lineage: Eukaryota; Viridiplantae; Streptophyta; Magnoliopsida; Brassicales; Brassicaceae.
AUGGAUGAACGUCCCAAAUGGUUAGAAGUAAAAUCUGUCAAUGAGCUGAAAACCAAGCUUGGUCAUGUCAUAGUGAUGCUUCUUCUCAUUGGCUUGUUUGACAAGAGUAAGAAGGCAGCUUUACACACUCCUUUUGAUUUGCUUUGCUUCUCAGCUUCUCUACUUCUUUCAUCUGGCUGCUUGUAUCUACUAUCAAAGCUUAACGGCUCAGAGUGA